AUGGCAUUGAUUAAGGGGAGAUAUGUAAUUGUAUAUUUCUCAGUCUUGUAUCUCCGGUAUCGUGCUGGUAUUGUCACAGAUGAGAUGCUUUCCAUGCCAAAAGCUCCAUUUCUUGCUGUUGGCCUCUUGGAAGCUCUUGGUGCUGUUACUGGAAUGGCAGCUGGAGCAAUUCUUUCUGGAGCAUCAAUUCCAGUUUUGUCUCAGACGUUUCUUGUUUGGCAAAUUCUCCUGUCAAUUAUUUUCCUUGGAAGGAGAUAUAAGGUCAAUCAACUUUUGGGGUGCUGUUUUGUAGCCAUUGGUGUAAUCAUAACUGUAGCGAGUGGAUCUAGUGCUGGACAUUCAUUAAAAGAAGCUGGUAUAUUUUGGAGUCUUCUCAUGAUAGUUUCAUUUUUGUUCCAAGCAGCUGAUACAGUGCUGAAGGAAGUAAUUUUUCUGGAUGCUCGUCAGCGAUUAAAGGGAAGUUCGGUGGACCUAUUUGUUGUAAAUUCCUUUGGGUCUGCUUUUCAAGCAAUAUUUAUAUGCCUUCUCUUACCUUUUUUGUCAAAAUUAUGGGGUAUUCCAUUUGGUCAAUUGCCAAACUAUCUCAGAGACGGUGCAGCUUGCUUUCUAAAUAUGGGUACCUUAUCAAGUGGAUGUGAUGGUGCCCCCUUACUUCCUUUGCUGUUUGUUGUUGUCAACAUGGGUUUUAACAUAUCGUUGCUGCAUCUUCUCAAGAUAUCUUCUGCGGUGUUAUCUUCCCUCGCAUCAACAUUUUCAGUGCCAAUAUCUGUAUACGUCUUCACAUUGCCGCUACCGUACCUAGGUGUUGCAGCCUCGUUGCCGACAGGCUUUGUUUCUGGAACCAUUAUUCUUCAUAUUGCGGCUCAAGCCGAAAUGCAGGACAUCGGUCUUUUCAUGGCCAUGGCAGAUUACAGGAAGACAAAGAAGGUUGUAAUCCUUGUUCGCGAAACAUGUCCAUUCAUUAUCCUUCAUUCACAAGCAAUAGAAAAGAAGGAAUAA
Molecule: messenger RNA, 999 nt
Organism: Prunus armeniaca (apricot)
Lineage: Eukaryota; Viridiplantae; Streptophyta; Magnoliopsida; Rosales; Rosaceae
Source: the annotation of a GenBank genome assembly